This is a messenger RNA of Gopherus evgoodei (Goodes thornscrub tortoise), 2419 nucleotides long. RefSeq names its product tubulin tyrosine ligase like 9 (gene TTLL9). The transcript is spliced from 13 exons. Gene Ontology annotation, molecular function: tubulin binding; tubulin-glutamic acid ligase activity. Gene Ontology annotation, cellular component: cilium. The coding region runs from base 60 to 1370 and encodes 436 amino acids. Gene Ontology annotation, biological process: protein polyglutamylation; microtubule cytoskeleton organization. The record is from RefSeq and is a predicted model, not a curated record. Lineage: Eukaryota; Metazoa; Chordata; Testudines; Testudinidae.
ACGAGACGCGCAAGAUGGCGGCGGCUCUGGGGUGACCGCAGCCGCGGGGUGCUGGGGUCAUGGCGAAGAAUAAGAAUGCAGGCCAUAAAGGGUCCUAUGGCUACCAGAAGCUGAAAGAAAGAGAACCAAGAGCUUGCAUCCGAUUCAAAUGUGCGCUCACAAACACCAUCUUAGAUAUCCUGCGUCGGAGACCAGGAUGGGUUGAAGUAAAAGAGGAGGGCGAGUGGGAUUUUUACUGGUGUGAUGUCAGCUGGCUUCGGGAGAAUUUUGACCAUACCUACAUGGAUGAACAUGUUCGCAUAUGCCACUUCCGGAACCACUAUGAGCUGACUCGUAAGAAUUACAUAGUGAAGAACCUGAAGAGGUUUCGGAAGCAGAUAGAGAGAGAGGCAGGAAAGCUGGAGGCAACAAAAUGUGACUUUUUCCCCAAGACCUUUGAGAUGCCAUCAGAGUACCACUUGUUUGUGGAAGAAUUUCGCAAGAAUCCUGGCAUCACCUGGAUUAUGAAACCAGUUGCCAGGUCACAAGGGAGAGGCAUUUUUCUGUUCCGAAAACUCAAGGAUGUCAUUGACUGGAGGAAGGAUGGGGUCCGUACAGAUGAUCAGAAAGAUGAAACUCAAGUAGAGAAUUAUGUAGCUCAGUGCUAUAUUGAAAACCCAUAUUUAAUAGGCGGUCGAAAGUUUGACUUGAGAGUUUAUGUUCUAGUGAUGUCUUACAUCCCGCUGAAGGCCUGGUUAUACCGGGAUGGCUUUGCUCGCUUUUCCAACACACGCUUCACUCUAAGUAGCAUAGAUGAUCAGUAUGUGCAUCUCACCAAUGUAGCAGUGCAGAAGACUGCACCUGACUAUGAUCCAGAGAAGGGCUGCAAGUGGAUGAUUCAGCGGUUCCGACAGUACCUGACUGCCAAGCAUGGGGCAGAAGUGGUGGAGACUCUUUUUGCAGAAAUGGACAACAUUUUCAUCAAGAGCCUACAGAGUGUUCAGAAAGUGAUCAUCAGCGACAAACACUGUUUUGAACUGUAUGGAUACGACAUCCUGAUAGACCAGGAUCUCAAGCCCUGGCUUCUUGAGGUUAAUGCUUCUCCCUCCCUCACUGCCAGUAGUCAGGAGGACUAUGAGCUCAAGUGUCACCUUCUCAAGGACACUUUGCAUAUUGUGGACAUGGAGGGCAGGCUGACAGGGAAGGAGAAGCGUAUCGGGGGCUUUGACCUGAUGUGGAAUGAUGGUCCGGUCAGUAGAGCAGAAGGGAAUGUGGAUACACCAGAAAAUGGAAGCUUCAUGGCAAACACACAUUUAGGUACUUCACUCAUACACAGGUGGCAGGGCAUCCCACUCAAGGUCUUUAACUGUUUAAGACAUCAUCAAAAGUGAAAAACAUACUUUUCCCUCAAAAGUAAAAGGACCAGGUGUGAAUUAUUACAUAGUGAUAGCAGAGUGUAGUACUCAUGUGAGGUUAAGUGUGAGGGCGUGAAUAUUUUCCAAUUGUGGAGUGUUAAAAGCUGAUGUGAAGGCAGGAGUUAGAUUUCUGGAACUCCUUACCACGUGAGCCAGCACAGGUAUUUUUCAUCUGCCAGUUCCUUUUAAAAACUAUUCCCAAAGGUCCCUAAUACAAUUGUUACAACUGUUUAUUGUGCACAUUUCUAAUGUUGGUUGCAUAUUCUUGUUUAAUAGCCCAUAGUAAUGCCCAGUUCAAUCAAUCAGGCAGAAAGCACCUAUUAAAAGUUUUCACAUAGCACUAAGUAGUUAAAUGUGCCUUCAGUAUUUUCUCUGACUGUAGCUCCAUGCUGAUUGGAGCACAGCUUUGUCUGAAAGCAGGCAAUUAUCUCUACUCUUCACCCUUUCGGGGGACUAAGUCAUAUGUCACUUUGUUAAUGCUUUCAUUUCAGGCUACAACAAUGACAGGAAAAAACAGCUGAAGCAGCUCUUCAAACCUCUUCAUACCCAACAGAAAGUUUAAUGCUGAUCCAGAGCAUGAGGCAAGAGAAGUCACUGAGGAUUGAGCUCUUUCACUCCCUCAACCUCAUAUUGUACAGCUGCCAUUCUCAUUUGUCUCUUGACAGUUUCGCUGCCUCAGCAUAUGACUGCUGGCCAUUUCUUGGUUCCUUAGGAUCUUCCCUGCAUGGGAAUAUUAGUUAACGAAUCCCGUUCAUAAGCCAGAGCAACAAUAGAAGUGGGUUGGCUUUUAACUUGGACAUGAUGCAAUCAGGUAUUUUGGUUAUGUUUUGUUGUGGUUGACCAGUUCUUCAGUAAAGAAUUAAUCUGUUUUGUUCCACAGCGCAGGCUGUAACAAGGCUGUCAACUGGCUACUACAUACAACUAUAGAUCAGCUGUACAUGCCACAUUGCAGACAAAAAGCACUCCUAUCCAUCACUGACUCUGUAUACAUUGCAAUGGAUAUGAAUAAAAUAUUUAAUGCCUCA